Molecule: messenger RNA, 516 nt
Organism: Closterium sp. Naga37s-1
Lineage: Eukaryota; Viridiplantae; Streptophyta; Zygnematophyceae; Desmidiales; Closteriaceae
Source: the annotation of a GenBank genome assembly
AUGAGAACGAUACAUAUAGCAAUUCUCCUCACCGUAAUAUGCGCGCUCGUGACGCCUCCAGCGCUUGCAGCUGACCUAGUCAGCUCGGUGAUAUUCAAGCUGGACUCGAACAACAAGAAGGAGGUCAUCUCCAGCGGCAAGGCCAACCUGCGCGUCUACAAAAACGAGGACGGCACGUACACGCAGACGAUGUCGAUCGAUCUCAACGAGGUGUUCACCAAGGGCGCUGCGCCCUACUACCGCCUCUUCCGCGGCAAGCCGGGCACGGCCGGCUCGCUGGCGUUCAGCGGGUACCAGACGGUGGGGUGGCAGCGCAGCAAGUCGCCGUACAACCCGCUGAAGCCGUUCAUGAAGGGCCGGCACUCGCUGCAGCACACGGCAUCGUACGACAGCAUCACCGAGGCGCAGUACGACGCGUACGUGAAGCCGUACAUGGAGCAGCCGUCCGGCUACUACCUCGUCAUCUACUACCCCGGCCUGCGCCCCGCCAUGCAAGGCCGCGGAAGCGUUGGUUGA